Pocillopora meandrina is the source of this 312-nucleotide messenger RNA. The record is from the annotation of a GenBank genome assembly. Lineage: Eukaryota; Metazoa; Cnidaria; Anthozoa; Scleractinia; Pocilloporidae.
UUAGGUUUUACUGUUAGCCUGACAUCCAUCAGUUCUGAAAGCGAAGCAGUUGCGAAGACAUCAAUGGGUUGGACUGAUAGAAUAAGGUACCCGGCGGCUGUGAUCGCAGUUUCAGUGGGCGUGGUCGUUAUGUUGAUCAUAGCUUCCGGUCUCUGUUAUUGGCAGGUGAAGAAAGGCCGAGCGAGCUCGUCCGCAACGAUGAAAAGCCGACACAACAUCGGUUCACUUCAAGUGAAGUACGUAGUCCAGUCAAAUGAGUACGUAAUAGUGCCAGACCUAAAAGGACUUGGGAAUGAUUUUGGCACUAACUGA